Glycine soja is the source of this 2081-nucleotide messenger RNA. RefSeq names its product sucrose transport protein-like. The transcript has 4 exons. Gene Ontology annotation, molecular function: sucrose:proton symporter activity. The coding region runs from base 73 to 1638 and encodes 521 amino acids. The record is from RefSeq and is a predicted model, not a curated record. Gene Ontology annotation, cellular component: vacuole; plasma membrane. Gene Ontology annotation, biological process: sucrose transport. NCBI's taxonomy places the organism in Eukaryota, Viridiplantae, Streptophyta, Magnoliopsida, Fabales, Fabaceae.
UCCCUCAAGUCACACAACAUAACUCAACACAAACACUCACACUCUCUCUUUCUUUCUUCCUGCUGCUACAAUAUGGAGCCUCUCUCUUCCACCAAACACAACAACAAUCUCUCCAAGCCUUCCUCCCUCCACACGGAGGCUCCGCCGCCGGAGGCCAGUCCCCUCCGGAAGAUCAUGGUGGUGGCCUCCAUCGCCGCCGGGGUGCAAUUCGGGUGGGCCCUACAGCUCUCUCUACUUACCCCUUACGUCCAACUGCUGGGGAUUCCCCACACUUGGGCCGCCUUCAUCUGGCUCUGCGGCCCAAUCUCCGGCAUGCUCGUCCAGCCCAUCGUGGGAUACCACAGCGACCGCUGCACCUCCCGCUUCGGCCGCCGCCGCCCCUUCAUCGCCGCCGGCUCCCUCGCCGUCGCCAUCGCCGUCUUCCUUAUCGGCUACGCCGCCGACCUCGGCCACAUGUUCGGCGACUCCCUAGCCAAAAAAACCCGCCCCCGCGCCAUCGCCAUCUUCGUUGUCGGCUUCUGGAUCCUCGACGUCGCAAACAACAUGCUACAAGGCCCCUGCCGCGCCCUCCUGGCCGACCUCUGCGCCGGAGACCACCGGAAAACGCGAAACGCCAACGCCUUCUUCUCCUUCUUCAUGGCCGUCGGAAACGUCCUGGGCUACGCCGCGGGCUCUUACAGCGGCCUCCACAACGUCUUCCCUUUCACUAAAACAAAAGCAUGUGAUGUUUACUGCGCGAAUUUGAAGAGUUGUUUCUUCCUCUCCAUCGCGCUUCUUCUCACUCUCUCCACAAUCGCCUUGACCUACGUGAAGGAGAAAACGGUGUCGUCAGAGAAAACGGUGAGGAGUUCGGUGGAGGAGGAUGGGUCCCACGGGGGCAUGCCGUGCUUCGGGCAGUUAUUCGGUGCGUUCCGCGAACUGAAGCGUCCCAUGUGGAUCCUUCUGUUGGUGACGUGUCUGAACUGGAUCGCCUGGUUCCCUUUUUUGCUAUUCGACACCGACUGGAUGGGGCGUGAGGUGUACGGAGGGACAGUAGGGGAAGGGAAGACGUACGAUAGGGGUGUCCGUGCGGGUGCGUUGGGGCUGAUGUUGAACUCUGUUGUGCUUGGUGCGACGUCGUUGGGAGUGGAAGUGCUGGCGCGUGGGGUUGGGGGCGUCAAGAGGCUGUGGGGGAUUGUUAACUUCUUGCUCGCGGUUUGUUUGGCCAUGACGGUUUUGGUUACUAAGAUGGCCCAACAUUCUCGACAAUACACCCUACUCCCCAACGCCCACCAGGAACCCCUGCCUCCUCCCGCCGCCGUCAAAGCCGGCGCGUUGGCUCUCUUCUCUCUCCUCGGAAUCCCACUCGCGAUUACUUACAGCAUACCCUUUGCUCUAGCAUCAAUAUUCUCCAGCACCUCAGGGGCAGGCCAAGGUUUGUCUCUGGGAGUGCUCAAUCUUGCAAUUGUCAUACCACAGAUGGUGGUGUCUGUGAUAAGUGGACCAUGGGAUGCUCUAUUUGGAGGUGGUAACUUGCCAGCGUUCGUGGUGGGUGCGGUGGCGGCGGCCGCCAGUGGCAUUUUAUCCAUAAUCCUGCUGCCAUCUCCACCACCGGAUUUGGCCAAAGCAGCAACGGCAGCCGGAGGAGGAUUCCACUAAUCAGAGUUGACCGUGUUCAUCAUCUUUCUUUUUUGGCCCAGUCUUUAAUAUGGAAGAAAAAAGGAAAAGGAGAGCUUUUUUUUUUGUUUGAAGCCGUUUGUAUAAGGCUUUUAAUCUUAGAUCCCAACAAAUGCUACAGUUGCCAUGGUUUUUGUGGCAUCAAUGACUAAUAACAGUCAUUUUUAAUUGUAAAGUUUGAUGUGGCUGUACAUAACCCUGUUGAACCAGGACCCAGGCCUGUCUUAAUUUAUAAUACUAGUUGGUAUAUUGUGGGUUCUCAGGUCAGGUCAGGGGAAUGUAGUGAUUGAAGUAGCAUGCAUGGAUGUUAAUCCAAUAAUAACAUAUGUGGGCUGAAUUGGACCAGACUGGACUACUUUCCAUUGUCUUCUUCUCCAGUGAUUACUAGUACUAUAAUAAUAAUUAACAUUCUCUCUUUAUCUCAA